AGCUGAUUACAUGUGCCUCACCAGCCGAGCCUCUAGUGGCUGCAUUGAUCCACCAUACCAACGGUUUGUUUGCAGCUGCUUUUGAAGAUCACACAACAGCAAAUGCUCACGCAGAGGACUGCACGCAUUCCGGUUGAAACAAAAGUCCUCAUGACCCUGUGGCUGCUCGGAAACCAAGAAUCUUUCCGCGGGGUGGCAGACAGGUUUGGCGUAAACAAAGGCGUACUAUUUUAUGUUGCGAACCAGAUGAUUGAGACAUGGGCAAAUUUAGCAGUCGACUUUAUCCGAUGGCCUACGCAGCUUCAGCGUGUAUCUCGUGCUUUUACUCGAAAGUGGCGUUUUCCCGGUGUGGUUGGAGCAGUAGAUGGCUGUCAUAUUGCAAUCAAAGCCCUCGAAGAAGAGCAAGACGCAUACUACAACAGAAAGGAAUUUCACUCCAUCAUUCUACAGGGGUGUUGUAACAGUGAGAUGGUGUUUACUCACGUGCAUGUAGGCUCACCAGGAAGGAUGCAUGAUGCCAGGGUGUUCAGCAUCUCUGGCCUUGACGAGAUCAUUGACAACCUGCCACUAAGCCUACACGUCUUGGGCGAUUCGGCAUACUCUCUUCGUCUUGGGCUUAUGCGACCCUACAGGAACAAUGGUCACUUGUCUGAAGAGCAAGUUACCUUUAAUGAGACUCUGAGUGCGGCAAGGUCCGUGAUUGAGCGAGCCUUCGCUCAGUUGAAAGGAAAAUUCAGAAGGCUAAAAUAUCUCGACAUGGAAGCCACAGAGAUGAUGAGCAAGUAUGUCUUGGCAUCCUGCGUUCUCCACAACAUUAUCCUGCAGUCUAAGGAGCCGUUUGUCGUCGACAAUGUAGAAAUUGAGAGAGACGACGAUGAGCCCUCUGGUGAUGAUGACCAGACGCACACUGCAGACAGCAGGGCAUUGGAAAAGCAGACUGCAAUAGCGAACUUUCUGUACAUGCAGUAGCUUCGUGAAGGGCUUGAUGCUAUCGGUGUUCCGGUGAGAGACUCACUUUCAGAAAUAAUUUUUAUUCAAUGAAUACUUUGAAGCAACAAUGUUUUAUGCGAGGAAAAUAAAAUCAUUUGUAACACAAUACUUUCGUUGUGUCAAUGAAUGGUUAGCAAACAAUGUGA
Molecule: messenger RNA, 1136 nt
Organism: Ixodes scapularis (black-legged tick)
Lineage: Eukaryota; Metazoa; Arthropoda; Arachnida; Ixodida; Ixodidae
Product: putative nuclease HARBI1
Exons: 1
Coding region: 103-969 (288 amino acids)
Source: RefSeq, a predicted model, not a curated record